AUGAAAUUCGGGCUGUGCCCGCGUCUUCCUAUUUCAAUCCUGAGUUCCCUAAAGCAGAGAAUAAGGGAAAACGACCUUAUUGUUACUAAAGCCGAUAAAGGCAAUACUGUUGUUAUUAUGGAGAGUAGUGGGUACAGCCAAAAAGUUAACGAUGUUAUCCAAGGUGAUGACUUUGAGCUAUUGGAGUCUGACCCAACCAAAAAAUUUACUUCGGAUAUUAAGUUAUGUAUACAACAGUCAUCAUAUGUUUUUCCCGAUCACAACUUGUCUCGGAGCAAUCUUGUUCCAAUGAAUCCUCAAGCACCCAUUUUAUAUGGGUUACCAAAAAUACAUAAAGAACAUGUUCCUAUUCGUCCAGUUGUCUCAUAUAUUGGUGCACCAGCUUAUUUCCUUGCUAAAAAAUUAAACUUCCUCCUUCGAGAGAAAUCUGGAUUCAACCCCACUUACAGCCUAAAAAAUGGCUUAGAUCUCAUUUCCAAAAUUAAAGAUAUUCGUAUUCCUCCUAAAUCCAUAUUAUCUUUAGACGUUGAUAGUCUUUUCACAAAUGUCCCAUCCCCUGACUGUUUGCGUAUACUCGCAGAUCUCUUUGAAAAACGUCGUCUACAUCCCGGGGAAACAAAUGAUCUUCUUAACUUAACCUCUCUCUGUAUGAAACAAAACUAUUUCCGGUUUAAUAACCGUUUCUAUCUACAAAAAGAAGGGUUAGCUAUGGGGUCCCCUCUAAGUCCCCUUAUGGCGGACAUUUUCAUGGAUAAUUUCGAAAAACAACAUAUAGUUGUCAAUCAAAAUAUCUUAUAUUACUAUCGAUAUGUAGAUGACAUAAUUAUUUGCUGGACUGGCACAAGGAGACAACUGGAUGUUUUCCUCAAUAAAAUAAAUAGAGUCUAUGACAAAAUUAAAUUUAAACUUGAAUUGGAACAAGAUUGUUCCCUUAAUUUUCUCGACUUAACAAUAACAAGAAAUGAAUCGUCACAUGUUUUCCAAAUUUAUCGAAAGCCAACUCACACCGACACGGUCAUCCCCGCGUCAUCAUGUCAUCCGUGGCAACAUAAAGUAGCCGCUUUUUAUUGUUACAUUAACCGUUUGUUCACUGUCCCAUUAAGUAAAGAAAAUAAUUUAAAAGAACUUAAUAUAAUUUAUCAAAUAGCGGUCUCUAACGGUUUUUCAAAAAAUCUCAUUAACAAUUUAAUUAAAAAGAAACAAAAGCAUGUUAUUCGCAACUCUCUGUACGCGGUUCAACCUCAAAGUGUUCAUCGAUAUGUGAGCAGUUUGACCUACUUAGGCCCCAUAUCUGAAAAAGUAGCUAAUACUCUUCGACAAAACGGCGUUCAUGUGGCAUUCAAAACAAACAAUUCUCUUAGAAAUAUCUGUAAUAGUAAAGAUAAGUUGGAUAUUCGUCAAAAGUCGGGUGUUUACAAACUUGUUUGUGACGAAUGCCACGCCGUUUACGUGGGUCAGACUGGUCGCAAUUUCGAGACACGUUAUAAAGAGCAUUUAGCCGCAUACAGGAAUUGCAAUCACGAUAAAUCCCAUUUUGCCAAACAUCUUUUGGACACUGGACACAACCUAGCCAACGACCACUCCUUUAAAGUCUUACAUACGUGUAAUAAAGGGCUGCGGCUGUGUGUGCUGGAACAGUUAGAGAUAUUGAAAAGUAAUAAUAAUACCGUUGCAUUGCUGAAUGAACAAACAAAUGUUACUAACUCACCUCUCAUAAAUAUUUAUUUAUUUAUUUAUUUAUUCUUUAUUGCAUUCCUUAAAACAAAAGAAUACAAAGGGCGGACUUAA
Messenger RNA from Parnassius mnemosyne (clouded apollo), 1788 nucleotides. Lineage: Eukaryota; Metazoa; Arthropoda; Insecta; Lepidoptera; Papilionidae. The record is from the annotation of a GenBank genome assembly.